Messenger RNA from Orbicella faveolata, 2880 nucleotides. Its product is annotated as regucalcin-like. The record is from RefSeq and is a predicted model, not a curated record. Gene Ontology annotation, biological process: L-ascorbic acid biosynthetic process. Gene Ontology annotation, molecular function: enzyme regulator activity; calcium ion binding; gluconolactonase activity. NCBI's taxonomy places the organism in Eukaryota, Metazoa, Cnidaria, Anthozoa, Scleractinia, Merulinidae.
AUUUCGGUCGGAAUAUUCCUGUCGGAAUUCCGACCGAAAUUUCCGGAAUCUGGCACCCGAAGAACUAGCCAAUCAAUCAUGUUGCAACAGCCCUUCCUUUCCCUCGUGCCAAGACCCCGCCGGCUAAGUAGGAACAGACGGGUCGGUAGAAAAAAUGGCGGAGGUAGAGAUUUCUGUUGUGGGUGAAAAUUUACGCGCUAAGCUUGGAGAAGGGCCACACUGGGACACAAAAACGCAGAGGUUAUUUUGGGUCGAUUGCCUUGACAGCCGUGUUCAUGUUUUGGAUGUAGAAACAGGAAAGGAUGAAAGCUAUCAAUUAGAUGAUGUAGUUGGAUGUGUAAUACCAAGGAAGAAAGGUGGUUCUGUUAUUCUGGCAUGCAAGAGGAGUUUAAUCUUUUUAGAUCUCGAGACUGGACAGAAGGAAGUAGUGGUCACAGUUGAUGAAGACAAGCCAGAAAAUCAUUUGAAUGAUGGAAAGUGUGAUCCUCAAGGAAGACUGUGGGUCGGAUCAAUGGGCCAUGAACCUGAACCAGCAAAGCCCGCGCAAGAACAAGGAUCUCUGUUUUCACUCAGUGGUGACAGAAAGCUCACAAAGUGGGUAGACAAGAUUACAAUAUCGAAUGGUAUGACAUGGAGCUUGGACAGAAAGACAUUUUACUACAUUGACUCAUUUCUCAGAACAAUAUAUGCUUUUGAUUACGAUGAAGAAGCUGGUACAAUAUCAAAUAGAAGAACUGCAGUGAAGAAUGAUCCCUCACUUGGGUUUCCAGAUGGGAUGACAAUAGAUGCAGAAGGAAUGCUUUGGGUUGCUAUGUAUGAUGGAUGGAAAGUUGUUUGUUUCAAUCCAGUUACUGGUGACGUCAUUCGUGAAGUAGUUUUACCUGUUGCUAAGGUGACGUCUUGUUGCUGGGGUGGUCCAAACCUUGAUGAACUCUUUGUCACAUGUGAAAGUUUCCGAUUGUCUCCAGAAGAAAGGAAAGCACAGCCCUUGGCAGGCUCCAUUUUCAGAGUUAAAAACCUUGGCACACAUGGCUUUCCAGCUGUCCCAUUUGAUGGUUAAUAAGUAUAUCAAAAUUAAUGUCUUAGUGCUUUGAAAUCAUUUACAGAAAAGCAUAUUAAUUUUUUUCACUUUUAUGUUAUCUAGUGAGAGAGCUCUAACACUAGUACUUACAUGAUAAAACAUAAUUAUUUCCAAUAAUUUUUAAAAAUUGCCAUGACAUGGUUUUGUGCUAUUGCAGGAUACAGUUAAUGGUAUUACUGCUUAAUGCAUGAUUUUGAGGAAACAAUUAUCAAUUGAAAGUAAAUAACAUAUUAUUUUCCUUUUCAUUAUUUUACAUAAACUGGCCUGGUGUAAGUUAUUGCUAUUGAAAAUACCUAAUAUGUAUAAAAUUUGCAUCUUUGACUGUGUUUUAAAUAAUCUUAUUUUUUUCACUUUCGAUAUCCAGUUAUGUCUCUCGGGCUACAUGUUAGUUAUGCAAUACAGGUGAAAUUGAUUUACAUAAAAAACAGCCUCUUCUCUAUAGCUUCCCUCGUGUGCAUUGUUUAGGUUUGUGACCAGUGUUCUGAAUAAGGUGACCUUUGGUCCAAAUUAAGUUGUUUUUAAUAGCAAUAAUUCUAGUCAUAAUGUGUGAAGUGGAAUAAGUGAAUGAAUUUUAGAUUUAGGUUUACUAAAUCUAUUUCAUAUAUUGAUGUAUUUUUAGAUAUUUUAAAAAUUUCAUGGCACUUUGUGGGCUAGGGAAAUGCUGCACGUCUUUAAUGGUGUAGUGUUAUGAAGCACCACAAAUAACAUGCUCUCAGAAGAAUGUUUAGUCCAUCUAACAUCCUUACAAAAAUUACAAAGAAACUCAAAAAACAAAAAAAACUAAAAUGUGAUAAACAAAUAAGCUGCAAAGAACUGAUACUAUGAUCAAAGAAAUCUUUAUUUAGUGAGGUACUGUAGGUUGAUUGCAGGUACUGUUGUUAACUAUCUGGCCAAUUGUUGAAUCAAAGUACAUGAAAUACAAAUUAUGUAUAUGCAUUUCAAUUAAUUAAUAUAUUAAUAUAGUUAUAAAUUGAAAAUGAGUUUCCUUUCUUGAAAUAAUUCCUAAUCCUACCCUGAUGCCCCCUCCAAACAACAAACAAACAAAACCCGAACAAACUAUCAAACAAAGAAACAUUUAGAAACAAAUAAACCACGAAAAAAAAUCAGAACAAGCCAGAAAAAACCCAUUCCUAAAAAGGAAUGCAGCUCCAUCAAAACUUCAUACAAACCAAUCAAGAAAAACAUGGAGAAAGACAAAAACAGCACAAACAGUAAUUCUGGCUAAACAGUGAUCUGCAUAACGUCAAUUUCUAGUGCAUGAAACAUGUUAGUAGUGCCUAAUUAAACGUUCAUGUAACCUCUUACAAGCAAGGCAAAAGUAAAAGAAUUUAACCACUCACACACAAUGGCACAACACGAUAUCCAGUAACAAUGUAAGUAGUAGAAAAUUAUUAAAUAAUAGGUUUAUAACAUUAUUAGUGAAACCUCCAAUGUAAUAUGUUAUUCUAUUCUGCUAUAAAUGAUUAUAGAUGACUUUAGCAGAAUACAUGUACUCAUUGUUUGAAUUAUGCGAUUUACACCGUCCUAUCCAAUCAUUUAAAAGUAGAUGGUACAUUAUUAAUUUUAAUUAAUGACUAUUAUAUUUGUAUCCACUCCAUCAAUUAGCAACUACAGUGUAAUGUGAUGCUUCCCUAAUUUUAUUGUUUAGCGAAACAAAAGACCAACCCUUUCAGUAAUCCAGUUAAGAGAUAACACCCUCCAUUGCAUUUACUAUGCACCUAGUGUCUGCUAAUAAACCUUUUCUACACAUAAUAUUUAAUGUUCAUAAGGCAAUAAGACAAUAAACUAUAUCUGAAAAA